Rhodamnia argentea is the source of this 1620-nucleotide messenger RNA. Its product is annotated as gibberellic acid methyltransferase 2-like. The transcript has 3 exons. The record is from RefSeq and is a predicted model, not a curated record. Gene Ontology annotation, biological process: methylation. Gene Ontology annotation, molecular function: S-adenosylmethionine-dependent methyltransferase activity. The coding region runs from base 193 to 1443 and encodes 416 amino acids. Lineage: Eukaryota; Viridiplantae; Streptophyta; Magnoliopsida; Myrtales; Myrtaceae.
CUACCCGACCCGACCCAUGUCAGUCAUCUGAGUGGUUCUUAUAAAUUUCUCAUUUCUGUCGAAUCCAAUCAUACCUGAAUGUACAGACACCAUGCUGUAAUAGUUUGAGCCACGAGAGUGGGUGAGAGAGGCUUAUCCACCUUCUUGAGAGAGUCUUGUUCAGGUGUCUUUCAUCUUGCUGAGGUAAAAACAAUGGAAUCGCUGCCACUGAUCAGUGCGACGAUGGUAUCAUCAGCACCGGCGAAGGAUGUCACGCCGGAGCCCAACAGUAACACGAUAGAGUGGCACAGCAGGCGGUGCACGUGGGGAGGGCCGAUGAGCCUCCACAGAGUCCUGUGCAUGCAAGGCGGCGACGACGACGGGAGCUACGCCAAGAACUCGGACGCGACCGCAUCUGCAAUCACCCUAUCGAAGCCCUUGCUCCUGAAUGCCAUACGGUCCAUGAAGCUCUUCCUCACAUCCAAGCACGACGACUCGUUGAGGGUGGCCGACCUGGGCUGCGCCACGGGUUACAACACGCUGGCCACCGUCAACAUGGUCGUGGAGGGCCUGAGGAAGAGGUACGCCGAGGAGCUGGGGUUCGAGCCUGAGUUUGAGGCCUUCUUCUCCGACCUCCCCUCGAACGAUUUUAACUACUUGUUCAGAAUGUUGAGCGGGGUGGUGUCCGCCGAUUGCAGGCAGCGCUACUUCGCAGCCGGCGUGCCCGGAUCGUUCUACCACCGUCUCUUCCCGAGGGCAAAGCUUCAUGUGGCCGUGAGCUUGAGCGCCUUGCACUGGCUCUCUCAGAUACCGGAAGAAGUCACGGACAAGAGCUCGCCGGCGUGGAACAAGGGAAGAGCAUGGAUCGACGGGGCUAAGGAAGAGGUGGUGGAGGCCUACGCGAGGCGGUCUGAGGAGGACCUGGACAACUUCCUGCGGUGCCGGAAGGAAGAGAUCGUGGAAGGCGGGGUAUUGUUCAUGCUGAUGGGAGGGCGGCCGAGCUCGCAACAGCCCUGCGACCAGUUGGGCGAUCCGGACUCGAGAGACAAACACCCCUUCACCACCUCCAUGGACCGAGCUUGGCAAGACCUCUUGGACGAGGGCUUGAUAGAUGAAGAGACUAGAGACGGGUUCAACAUCCCGGCGUACAUGAGGAGCAUGGAGGAAGUGGAGAGAGCAAUGGCCAAGUGCGGUGGGUUUGAGAUCCAGAGGAUGGAGUACCGGAGGAUCCGAGAGCACUCCGAGGAGAAGCAAGAGGAGUGGGCCCGCGACCCGGCUUCCUACGGCCUGUCCAAGGCCAACCUGGUCCGGGCCACCCUCGGGCCCAUCGUCGAGGCGCACCUCGGCCGGUCCCUCUCCCACGAGCUCUUCGACCGGUUCCGGAGGCGGGUCUCCGCCGAGCUCGGCCUCCUCGCGAAGACCCGCUUCUACGGGGUCAUUGUGGUCUGUGCUAUCCGGAAGUGAAGGCGGGUCGGGCUUGGUUUACAUGGGUCACGAACCGCGGAGAUAUUCAUUCUUCAAGAUAGGCUAUAAUGUCGGACUUCUAGAAAAGAAAUGGCGAAUAAAUCUUCUCUUUUUGUAAUGUUUUUUUUUUUAUAUAAAUUUUUUGAGGGACGCAAAUGUCAUUUGCUUGCUCUUUUA